Molecule: messenger RNA, 315 nt
Organism: Oldenlandia corymbosa var. corymbosa
Lineage: Eukaryota; Viridiplantae; Streptophyta; Magnoliopsida; Gentianales; Rubiaceae
Source: the annotation of a GenBank genome assembly
AUGCAUGAGACCCUGGUGGACAGACUGAUGAACCCCAAGGAAGAACAGUUUCCCUACUUGGAGAUCUUGAAACAAGCUCUUUCCUCGGUGAAAUUUCUGAAAGAGCUAUCGGGGCUUGCUGGCGACGUUUCCGACGUCAUGACCAAUCCCCCUCCAGCUGAGUUCGAGAUCCCUGAUGUCCUUGACGAUGGAUGUGAGGAAGAUUCAGAUGAGGAGGAAGAAGAUGAGAAAGAUCUCGGAGAUGCUGACAAGUUAGCGCAAAAACCUGAUGAAGUACAGGGUUCCGGAGUGAAUGGCCAAGGAGCCACCGAGUAG